CUAAUCAAUCCCAGGCACUUUCCUUCUCCUCCCUCUCCUGCGCAUUCCGUCGUGUGAUGCAACUGUCGCCAUCAGCUUGCUGGUGUCGCCCUUCGAUAUCGCAAUUACGUUGAUUCAUCGAGACCACUCCCUCUUUGCGGCGAACGCAGCGUCGGACAAGCAAAAUGACUGCUUGGAACAUUUUCCGGCUGCUGGGAGACUGUUCCCAUCUAGCCUCGAAAUGUAUCCUUCUCUUCGCGAUCCAUCGAAACAGGAGCGCCGAGGGCGUCUCACUGAUUACCCAGGUUCUCUACUCUCUCGUCUUCCUGACCCGAUACACCGACUUCUUCAGAGAGAAAUCACUAUGGAACCUCUUCUUCAAAGCGUUUUACAUCUUAUCAUCCUUCUAUACCAUCGGUAUAAUGCAAUGGGUAUACCCUAGGUCGAGAGAACGUGAGCUAGCGUGGAAAAUCGGCGCCGCUGCGCUCGGAGGCUCCCUUCUCCUAUCCCCAUUUGCCAUGCUCGCUUUGGAGGAGAAGGCCGUAUGGAGUGCGCGUGUUUGGAUUUGGGACUUCUCGCAAAUCCUCGAGUCCGUCUGCGUCCUACCCCAGCUCCUCCUCCUCCGCCAGACCACAGUUCCGACAGUCAUCAACUCGUUCUACCUUCUUGCCCUCGGUUCGUACCGAGGUCUAUACCUCAUUGGCUGGAUCACGCGUGAGCUCGACAUGUCAGACCGAGCCCCCAAUACCGUCUCCGUAAUCUUCGGCAUCAUCCAGACCGCCCUGUACGUCGAUUUCGCCUGGGUAUACUACACGCGCCAGCGCGUCAAGCUCCGCAACGGCGGAAUCGUCGACGCCGACGACUUGCGCCGCGGCUGGUUCCUCCACCGCAUCUUUGGCAAACGCGCCGAUUCGCAGCUGGACGAGGAUGACGAGGAGGGCGCCCCGGCACUCGGUCGCGAGUCCGGCCAUAGUAGCAGGCCGAAGUGGGGCGCCCGCGGCAUCUCCGUGAGUGCCGAUGAGGGUGUCCUGGAUGUCGAGCGGGAUGCUCGCCCUCACGACGACGGUAUCGGUGGCACUGUUGAUCCGGAUGCGAGAAUGAAGGAUCCCGAUGAAUUGGCCAGAGCGCUUGAGGACGAUGAUGAUACCCCGGGACCAUCGACAAGCGCGGCCGGUGCGCGCAACCCUAGCCCCAAUGGCAUCUCGAAUGGGCAAGAGUGGCGAGACAACUAAGCCUACAUAUGCUACGAUAGCUCCGGUGGGGAAAGGCGAGUGCAGGUUAUUGUUGUUGUUGUUGUUGCUGUUGUUGUUGUUGCUGUUGUUGUUGUUGCUGUUGUUGUAGGGCUCUCCAGGUCUACGAUGUGGGGAGAACGAGAAGCCCGGGCGACAUGUUGGCCAAAGAAACAUUUUGGAGGAAUCAGAUGUCAACCUGAUAUGUCCCCAUUUCCACUUCCUUCCUGCUGCGACCUCGCCGUGGAGAUGGGGUGCCCCUGUCAUGGUUGCCACUAUGGGGCA
Molecule: messenger RNA, 1493 nt
Organism: Sodiomyces alkalinus F11
Lineage: Eukaryota; Fungi; Ascomycota; Sordariomycetes; Glomerellales; Plectosphaerellaceae
Product: ER lumen protein retaining receptor 2
Exons: 4
Coding region: 165-1211 (348 amino acids)
Biological process (GO): protein retention in ER lumen; endoplasmic reticulum to Golgi vesicle-mediated transport
Cellular component (GO): cis-Golgi network; endoplasmic reticulum; membrane
Molecular function (GO): ER lumen protein retrieval receptor activity
Source: RefSeq, a predicted model, not a curated record